UCCUGGGAAUUGCUCGCCCUCCGUUCAGAGCAGCUGGUCACAUGAGCUUGAAUUUUCAGUUCAGUUCAUUAGUCAGCCAUUUUGGUCAACACCCUGCUUACUGCGCACAACCAAUCCUAUUAGAACUCAGCAUCCCGGCUCCUCUGAGCAGAUCCUGCAAGUGAUUUCUGCGAUUCAGGAUUUUUUAAGCUAAAUAGAAAAUAUUGGCUUAUUUUUUGUUAUUUUGGUUUGGGAUUUUUUUGCUUUUGUAUUUCUUUUUCUGCACAAAGAAGGAGGAUUUUUCACUUACUCAUACAGAGGCCAGUUUUUUAAAGCCAGCUAAGGUGGAAUCGGCUGUGCAGGAUUUCAAGCCUCUGGCUCAGCUGAAAAAGAAGGGGGUAGGGAAGGGAAGAUAAAAGGAGAGAAGCUGGAAGAAGACAAGCAUCAUCUUACUUUGCUAUGUGGUAGGAACUGUCUAUGAGAAAAGAUAGUAUAGAAUUGUUUAUCUUGAACAGUUGGUUCUUAAAUCAUAAGGUAUUUUUCCUUGUGUAUUUUUUUUUAACCUCCUCUACCCCUUUUCCUGAGAGCUUUGUUACAGAGCUUUGGAUUUGGGAUUUUUGUUGAGGAGGUUUUAUUUAUUUUUGUUGGGGGUGUGUGUGUGUGUGUGUUUGUGUGUGUGUGUGUUGUGGUCCCAGCUGAGUCAUCAUGUCUGCUCUGACGCCUCCGACCGACAUGCCAACCCCCACCACUGACAAGAUCACACAGGCUGCCAUGGAGACCAUCUACCUUUGCAAAUUCCGAGUGUCUAUGGAUGGAGAAUGGCUCUGCCUGCGAGAGCUGGAUGACAUCUCACUUACACCUGACCCAGAGCCUACCCAUGAAGACUCUUGGGAGGAUUUGACAGAUUUGGUGGAGCAAAUGCGCGAUGAUACAGAAGAUCCUAAUUAUCUCAUGGCUAACGAACGCAUGAACCUGAUGAACAUGGCCAAGCUGAGUAUCAAAGGCUUGAUUGAAUCUGCUCUGAACCUGGGGAGAACCCUGGACUCUGACUACGCACCUCUCCAGCAGUUCUUUGUUGUGAUGGAGCACUGCCUGAAACAUGGCUUGAAAGCUAAGAAAACUUUUCUUGGACAAAAUAAAUCCUUCUGGGGGCCUCUAGAACUGGUAGAAAAGCUUGUUCCAGAAGCUGCAGAGAUAACAGCAAGUGUUAAAGAUCUUCCAGGACUUAAGACACCGGUAGGCAGAGGAAGAGCCUGGCUUCGUUUGGCAUUAAUGCAGAAGAAACUUUCAGAAUAUAUGAAAGCUUUGAUCAAUAAGAAGGAACUUCUCAGUGAAUUCUAUGAACCCAAUGCCCUCAUGAUGGAAGAGGAAGGAGCCAUAAUUGCUGGUCUUUUGGUGGGUCUGAAUGUCAUUGAUGCCAAUUUCUGUAUGAAAGGAGAAGAUCUGGACUCUCAGGUUGGAGUUAUAGAUUUUUCAAUGUAUCUCAAGGAUGGGAACAGCAGUAAAGGUAGUGAAGGAGAUGGCCAGAUUACUGCAAUUCUGGAUCAGAAGAACUACGUAGAAGAACUCAACAGACAUCUGAAUGCUACUGUGAACAACCUUCAGGCAAAAGUGGAUGCAUUAGAAAAAUCCAACACUAAGCUGACAGAGGAGCUUGCAGUUGCAAACAACAGGAUUAUCACCUUGCAAGAAGAAAUGGAACGAGUUAAAGAGGAAAGCUCCUACAUACUGGAAUCUAAUCGGAAGGGUCCUAAGCCAGACAGAACUUCAGAAGGGCAAGCACUGAGUGAAGCAAGAAAGCACUUAAAGGAGGAGACACAACUACGACUGGAUGUUGAAAAAGAACUGGAGAUCCAGAUCAGCAUGAGGCAGGAGAUGGAACUGGCUAUGAAGAUGCUGGAGAAGGAUGUCUGUGAGAAGCAGGAUGCCCUGGUGUCUCUGCGGCAGCAGCUGGAUGACCUCAGGGCCCUUAAACAUGAACUUGCCUUUAAGCUGCAGAGUUCAGACUUAGGAGUGAAACAGAAAAGUGAACUAAACAGUCGCUUGGAAGAGAAGACUAAUCAGAUGGCUGCUACUAUUAAACAACUGGAACAAAGUGAAAAGGAUUUGGUGAAACAGGCAAAGACCUUAAAUAGUGCAGCAAAUAAACUGAUCCCAAAACAUCAUUAGGCAUUUUGCAGCUGGUCACCUCGCAAGUUGGAUGUCACAACUUAAUCGUAAAGGGAAGAAAUCAGAAAGUUAUUGCAUUUAUGCUCUGAUUCUAUAUAAAAUGUCACCAAAAAUUGACUUUGAAUUGGCUGGACUUAAAAAACAAAAGAAGUUUGAUAUAUAGGCUGUGUUUUUAUUUUUCCUUCUUCAUUUUCUCCCCAGAGUUAGAAAAUUCAGCAUAAAUUCUUCAUUAAAUGCCAAGUAAACUUUGAGAAAUUACUUCUGAGUUGCCCAAUAAAAUAAACACACCAUUAAAAAAAAUCCUAGGGAAUUGAAGCUCUGUACAUAUAUGAUCGAUGCUUUUACAACCCAGUCCCCGACAAUACCAGUUUUUAGGUGCGAUGUCUGUGUCCGUGAGCCUGUUCUGCCAUUGCGAUGUAAUGAGAGGUGACUACCGUUGGUCUCGGGCUCUGAAGUAGCUCUGUGUCUCUUAGGCCGUGACCCCUUUUCACUUUUGUUACCUAGGUUUAAUCCCCAAGCCAAGGACAAGUACUUAGUAUUUCACUACAGUUCUAUUCUCAGUAGCCAAGAUUGCUUGCAACUUUUUUGCCUUAGUGACUUUGGGGAAGGGGAAACAGCGUCCUUACAUUUCUUUAAAGUCAUAGGGAUAAAGUUAGUGGUUAGGUAACUUAUGAUAACACAAUAAUGUGGAACCUUGGGAAAGCCCUCUAAUGUUUGUCAUCUUCUACCUCUGCCAUCUUCCUGCAAUUCCACUUCCUGUUGAGGUAGCUCAGAGAGAACAAUUCUAAUUAAAAACACUCCUCUCCUAUUUAAAAAAAAAAAAAAGCUACACAUUUUUCAGAUCUAUCCUGCUUUUCCUUUUGGAGUAAAGACGACAAGGCAUAGACUUGAAUGAUGGCUUCCUGCCUCUCGUUUCUUGCCAGCUACAUUUAUUUAAGAGUUUCUGUUACUUUUUGUUCAUUUGGAGAUUUGCUCAAGUUUUUAGGAAAAUAACAGUCUAAUUACUAGAAAACCAUUUCAGAGUAGGAAAUUGAUAAACUUAUAUUCAUUAUUAUUAUUAUUUAGUCUAAAAAUAAAGAUUCCCAGUGGGUGUCCGUAGACAGUAAUUAGUGGGACUUUUAUUCCUAAGUGACCACAGAUCUAACCGUUUCCAGGCUUUACAUUGUAAUACUCCUAUAAAUACUUCGAUUUUUUUUAAUGACUUUUGAUUUAGGGGGGACAGUCUUUACAUAAGCCUAUAUUCCUUCAAAAAAUCUUGGCAAAAUUUUUUCCUUUUUUCUCAUUCUGAUAGGAUUUGCAGCAUUUCAGCUGCUUAGACGGGGUCAAAGAUAGCCCCUUUGCUUCCAGCUCUUGAAAUUCUUUACUGUCUUCUUGGAAAAACCAGAAUUAAGAGAGUAAGAUAGAUUUUAUGUGUGUUUUUCCAGGUCCUUGCAGACUUGACUUUGCAAAGAGCAUCUGACCAACCUCAUGGAAGAUCCUGUGCUUUUAAACUUAGUUAGCGCUUAUAAUUUUGCACCUAUUCUUACUUCAUCAACCUUCUAUGGUGGUGAGUUGCCUCUUCUAUAAGCAUUUGAAGGGUGUACUCAAACACCAAAAUAAAGUAUUUUAAUGAGUACACAUAGCAUGCUUCCAAAUUCUAUCAUAUAUAGGCCCAGACAUUUCACCUUCGAACAUGCUUCUUUACAGGUGCAAAGUUAUAGGAUAUGUAGGAGAAAACAUUCAUCAGAAUCUUCCACAGAGUCUGGGCAGGAAGCUUAGGCAGGCCCAGUGCUGAAUUGUUUGUCACACGCCACUCGGUAGAAAUGGAAAAGGAAAGAGAUGGCCAAACUCUGACAAAGGCUUUUCUUUAUGUAAAAAUUUGAAGCCUGAAUAAAGGUUGAUGUAUAAUGUCUGAUGAUUCAAUAUUAAUGUGUGAUUUAGGGAAGGGACCAGGAAAAUGUUAAAAAUGUUUUAAUUCCACCUGUAAGAAGGUAGUUGCCCAUUUGCAAGUUCCAGUUAUGAGUGUAAAAUAGAAAUAUAAAGUACCAAACAUAUUAGGAAAUAAAAACAAACAGAAAAGUGGAUUUGACUUUAAUUACUGUGUACUUGAGGUUGGCUUUGGAUAUGGAUUUUCUAAAAAGUGAUGUUUUAUUGUUUAUCAUCUAAUGGCUGUAAACCGUAGUACUAGAAUAAAAAAAAAAUGGAAAAUCAA
Molecule: messenger RNA, 4339 nt
Organism: Vicugna pacos (alpaca)
Lineage: Eukaryota; Metazoa; Chordata; Mammalia; Artiodactyla; Camelidae
Source: RefSeq, a predicted model, not a curated record